Molecule: messenger RNA, 4131 nt
Organism: Closterium sp. NIES-65
Lineage: Eukaryota; Viridiplantae; Streptophyta; Zygnematophyceae; Desmidiales; Closteriaceae
Source: the annotation of a GenBank genome assembly
AUGACUCGCUCGCUUCUCUUACAGCGCCUACAGACGCUCACCAAUCAGCAAACUUCCAGCCCGCCCAGCAUACAGCCUGACCUGCCGGCGGAAGCCGCGCAGAGGGCAGAGGCUGCACGCGCGGGCGGCGGCGACGCGAUAGCAACAGCGCAACGAAUGGGAGCAACCACAGCAGGGAGGGUUGCUGGGGAAGCGGGUCAAGGCGAAGGACGGGCGGAGGAGCAGCGCGGUGGCGUGCGGUUGGAGUCGGUUCUGGCUGCCAACUCCCUUGUCGCCCUGCCUGGUCGCCCCGCCGUCCCCCCUUACGCCUUCCCCUCGCCCUCCCUCCACUCUUCGCUCCUUGGCCUCUCCGCUCCCCCCCUGCCCACACGCACUUACGAGCCUGCUGUGCCGGGCAAUGGCUCGACAGGCAGGGGCAGUGCCAUGCUCGCAUGCACGGGCACGGGCAGGGAUUUGCGUGAGCGGUGGGAGCAGGCUUUGCAGAUGGGCAAGGGGCGGGCGAUUUGGGACGACGAGCAGACGACAGCCCUGCUGGGGAUCUUGCGGGAUGUGCUGCGCGCUGAGGGCUCCGCCCUCCCCGGCAGGAUCGACUGGGGGGCGGUGCACCGCGAGUGGUUGCGGCGAGGAUUCCCGCGGUAUUCGGGGGAGCAGCUGCGAAUGCGGUGCAAAGUGGUGUGCGGGUGGGUGAAGGACAUUCGGGUGCUUCAGGAGCUGCUGCCGCCUGAAGUCGCCUGGGACCCCACCACUCAGUGCUUCAACCCCGACCCCGAGCUGGGCAUCAUCCCGCGGCUGAAGCAGCAUGGGCAGUGGAAGCACUACAGGCGGUGGCGCAAGCACACGGCGCCCUGGCUGCCCCUCGCUCUGCUCACCGCUCACACUUGCCCUGCUGAGGCACCACUGUGGGACGAGGAGGAGUGGGAGGAGGAGGACGAGGAGGAGGAGGAGGAUUGGGAAGAGGGUGAGGGAGGGGAGGAGGAUGGGGAAGAGGAGGAUGAAGUGGUGGAGGUGGAGGAUGGGGGUGAGGGGAAUGGGGAGGCGGAGGAGGAGGAGGAAGUUGAGGAGGUGGGGGGGGGAGAGGAGGAGGGAUGGGGUGAUGGAGGGCGACUGCGGCGUGUGGCAGGGAGGUAUAGGCAUGGAUCGGGAAGGAAUGUGCGGAGGAGGACAGACAGAGGGGCAGUGGAGGGAGAGCGGUGGAGUGGUGGAGAGUGGGAUGGUGAUGAGUGGUGGGGGGCGAGCAGGGGGGGUGCGGGGCAACAGGCAGGGCAGGGAGGGGAUGUGAGGAGCAGAGGAGGUGUGAGGAGCAGAGGAGGUGUUAGGAACAGAGGGGAAAGAGAGGGUGCAAAAGCGAGAGGGGUUGAAAGUGGAAGAGUUGGGGUUGGCAGAGCUGGGGUUGGCAGAGCUGGGGUUGGAGAGGAGGAUGGUGGGUUAGGCUGUACAGUUGACGCACUGCGGGCCAAUGGCGCUCCUCGUGGUGAGAUCGCACGUCGCAAUGUAACAUUUGCUGACAGUGCUCGUGCUGACGAGGCUCGUGCUGAUGGGACAGGGGGUGCAAGCGCGGAUGAGAGGGACGAGUACCCUGCGAGGCUGGCAGCGCGGAUCGCUGGCAUGGUGGCGAGCAGGAGGGAGCAAGGCGGCACAGAGAGGCGAGGGGUUGAGGGCGAGGGAGGAGGGGGUGGGGAUGGAGGAGGUGGAGGAGGGAAUGCAAAUGCAUGGCGCGUGGGUGGGGCUCGAGAGGGUCGGAAUGGGGUGGGGGAGAGGCGGGAAGGGGGGCGUGGGGAGGAGGGGAGAGCAGGGAGGGGUGUGAAGCGGUCGAGGCCGGUGUGGGUGCAGGUGAGGGAGAGGAAGCGGCAGCGGCGGGUGAUGGAGAGUGUGGCGCGUGCCCUGAUUGUGUUCAGAGGCAAGGCCAAGAAGGGGCAGGAGCACGUGUACCGAGACGCGGUGGCGGACAGCCCAUAUUAUGCUGCCCUCCCGGCCAUGUUAACUCUCCUCCGCACCCUCACCUGCAGACACGGGCAUGGCUGCUGGUGUUGGGGUGGCGAGGGGGGGAGUGGCGAGCGGAGCGGGGAUGGGGGGUUUGGGUGGGGUGGGGGGUGUGGCGGGGAUGGGCGCAGGGGGGGUGGGAUUUGGGAGGAACGGGGUGGGGGGAAUGGCGACAACGGGUGUGGGAGCAGCAGGGAUGGGAACAGCAGGGAUGGGAACAGCAGGGGUGGGAACAGCAGGGAUGGGAACAGCAGGGAUGGGAACAGCAGGGGUGGGAACAGCAGGGAUGGAAACAGCAGGGGUGGGAACAGCAGGGAUGGGAACAGCAGGGAUGCAGGGGUGGGAACAGCAGGGGUGGGAACAGCAGGGGUGGGAACAGCAGGGGUGGGAACAGCAGGGGUGGGAACAGCAGGGGUGGGAACAGCAGGGGUGGGAACAGCAGGGGUGGGAACAGCAGGGGUGGGAACAGCAGGGGUGGGAACAGCAGGGGUGGGAACAGCAGGGGUGGGAACAGCAGGGGUGGGAACAGCAGGGGUGGGAACAGCAGGGGUGGGAACAGCAGGGGUGGGAACAGCAGGGGUGGGAACAGCAGGGGUGGGAACAGCAGGGGUGGGAACAGCAGGGGUGGGAACAGCAGGGGUGGGAACAGCAGGGGUGGGAACAGCAGGGGUGGGAACAGCAGGGGUGGGAACAGCAGGGGUGGGAACAGCAGGGGUGGGAACAGCAGGGGUGGGAACAGCAGGGGUGGGAACAGCAGGGGUGGGAACAGCAGGGGUGGGAACAGCAGGGGUGGGAACAGCAGGGGUGGGAACAGCAGGGGUGGGAGCAGCAGGGAUGGGAACAGCAGGGGCGGGAGUGAGAAGCAUGUGGAUGGCUGAAACUCGUAGAGGGGGAAUGGGAUCGGGGAUACCGCGGAUGGGGGAAUCAGGGUUCGGUUGGAGGGGUUUGGGAACGGUAGGCGAAACGGGAGCGGCGAUGGCAGAAGGUGGGAGUGUGGGUGUGGGAAUGGCAGCAGCAGCAGUAGCAGCGGCCUCAGCAGGAGGAGCGAGGGGUGUACAGGGUGUGGACGGGGGAGGAGGAGGAGGACGGGGGGUGGGAGGAGGUGGAGGGGUAGGAGGGGCAGAGGGGGUAGGAGAAGCACCUGGGGCAGCAGGAGCAGGUGGGGCAGCAGGAGCAGGUGGGGGUGCAGGAUCAGCUGGGUUGGGUGGCACGAGUGCGUUGGGCGGCACAGGUGGGUUGGGCGGCACACAAGGGGCGGGCAGCACGGCAGGGCUGCAGCUGCUGGGGCAUCGCGUGCAGGAGUUUCUGCGACAGAACCUGGGAGCAGUCAACGCCAGUCAAGGGGCAGUCAACGCAUGUCAAGGUGGGGUGGGUGGCACUCCAGUGGUGGUCAAUGGGAUUCAAUGCGAGUGCCCUGAGUGUGUGGCUGCUAGAAUGCGUCAAGGGGCAGUCAACGCAAGUCAACAGAUGGCCCAGGCAGUGAAUGCUGGUCAAGGGGCAGUCAAUGCUGGUCAAGAGGGGGUGGCUGCCACUCCAGUGAUGGUCAAUGAGCAUCAAUGCGAGUGCCCUGAGUGUGUGGCUGCUAAAUUGGCGGCCAGUAUACGGCAAAGGGCUGUCAAUGGGAGUCAACCGGUGGUCAAUGCAGAUCCGACGAGGGGAGUGGCAGCGAAUCAGGCGGAGACAGCUAUCGACCAAUUAGGGUUCGGUGCGGGUCGUGUGGGGACGGCUGCAGUGCUACAGACAAGAAAUGCUGCUGGUCCAGCACCAGUCAACACUGGUCAGGCAUCAGUCAACGCUGGUCAAGAAACAAGAAUUGCCGGUCAAGGAGCAGUCAAUGCAGGUCAAGGGGUGGUCAAUGCAGGUGAAGGUGGGGGGUUGAGUAGUGAGGAAGAGUUGCUUUCAGGUGGGAAUCUGAGUGCUGGAUGGGAUACGAGUGAGGGCGAGGAGUUGAGUGAGGGCGAGGAGUUGAGUGAGGGCGAGGAGUUGAGUGAGGGCGAGGAGUUGAGUGAGGGCGAGGAGUUGAGUGAGGGCGAGGAGUUGAGUGAGGGCGAGGAGUUGAGUGAGGGAAGGGGAAUCGUGUGUGCGAGGGACAAUGGAGCUAUUGCGUAUGAAGCGGGAGCACUUGAGAAUGAGGGAUUGUGGCAUGUCUGA